This is a messenger RNA of Folsomia candida, 2061 nucleotides long. Its product is annotated as BTB/POZ domain-containing protein 6-B. Gene Ontology annotation, molecular function: protein binding. Lineage: Eukaryota; Metazoa; Arthropoda; Collembola; Entomobryomorpha; Isotomidae. The record is from RefSeq and is a predicted model, not a curated record. The transcript has 8 exons. The coding region runs from base 204 to 1667 and encodes 487 amino acids.
ACACAACAAAUACAUGCAAGUCGAAGCGUAUAGAAACCCAGUAGCUGGCUCUAAUUAAAGUCAAAACUUAACUAUUUGCCAUUUACUAAUUAACUUGUACUUAACACUCAAGUUACAUAAUUAUUUGAGUUUAAAGCUUAAUUCGACGUUGAAAAAUUACAAAAGUGAAACGGUGGAUAAGUCGAACAAAAAAUAAAUUAACAAUGUGCGACAGUGGGGGAAAUGCCCGGAUUUCUACGACCGGAAAUGGAGAGGUCCAAGGUCCAAAAUGGGAGUGGAUCACAUCUCACGACCAACGACUGAAAAAUCUACUUCUGAGCGGAUUCCAAAGCGAUUUGACCCUCGUAUUGGGCCAAAAAGGGUUGAAGGUUCCCGUCCAUCGAAUCUUCCUCCAAGCCGGGUCGCAAGUGCUUAAUAGCAAAAUAACCAAAUCCACUGAACAGCUAAUUAUUAAAAAUGUGGACACACGUAUUUUUCAAUUACUUCUCAAUUAUUUUUACACUGGGAAGUCACAAGUCGAAAUGAUUGAUGCCUUGGAAUUAAUGCAGCUCGCUACGGAAUAUGAAGUCUCUGGUUUAAGGGACAAUUGUGCUACUAUUUUGAUAGGAGACUUAUCUGUGGAAAGUGUUCUUCCCUUGUUCCAAAGUGGGAUGCUAUAUGCUCACGGUGACUUAAUCCAAAGCACGCUCAAGUUUAUUUGCAAGAACGCCAAAGCUGUCCUGCAACGUGAGGAAUUCACCAAGCUGCGUCAGGAAUGUCUCAUCGAAAUAAUACAGCAGGAUUCGCUUAAAGUUUUGAAUGAAAUGGUGGUUUUUGAAGCAGUGCAUCGAUGGGGUGUGGCCGAAUGCAAGCGCAAAAAUCUGGAUCCUACCGUCGUAGAAAAUCUUAAAAGCUGUCUUGCCAAACCGUUGAAUUAUGUCCGAUUUUCUUUAAUGGAUCCUUCUGAAUUUGCUCUAAACGUGAUUACCAAAAAGAUUCUUAGCACGGAGGAGUCGAUGGAACUACUCGCCAGCUUUCUGAUACCACAGAGGAGAAGCAAUCUUCUCCCACCUGGUCAAUUUUUAUCAAACCCUCGCAACUUUAUUUGUGGAGAAACGACUGUUACUCGGAGCAUUGUUGGCAACAACAGAUCAAUUUCUGACGCCCAUUCAGGCGGAAAUGCAAAUGGCAGUGAGACAAUAAUGAUUCGUGCAAGUGAAAAUGUGCUCCUGAAGUCUAUUUCGAUUCCCAAGAAAAUUUUGCAAUCUAAAGGACCUUAUGUGGACUAUUUCUAUGAUCUGGUGGAAGCUACAUUGACAAUUUCCAACGGAAGUGAUGCUGCAUGCAAGCUUGACAACAAAAUCGACACGACUCUGGACAACGACCUGCUCAAAAUUUGCUUAAAACCCCCCUAUCAAGUGUACAAGCACGACGGCUGGACCGGGCUCAGGGUAACGCUGUCUGGUCAGGUCGGCUAUAGUCGUGCUUCAUUCGAUCUAAAGAGACGGACGAAUAUGAGUAUACAUAACGAAGUAUUCCCUGAAAACACGUGCAACCGAGUGGUCACAAAUUAUGGAAGCUUUAAGACUCACAGAGGUUUUCUUAACGUUGAGAUUAAACGACCCGAAUUAUGCGGACCACAUCUAUCGUAUGGUUUUAUUGAGGAGUUGGAACUUACAGCGUUUUAAUUAAUAUUUAUGAAUGCAUUUUCUCAGUUCUAGUUCCUUAUUUCAUAAGUUAAAGUGGUUUUCAGAUUCACUCAUAUUUUUGUAUAAUAUUUUCCACGGUAUGAAUUUAAUUUAAUUAUUUAUUUAUGAUACCAUUCGAUCGAUUUUAAUUUGUAAAGUAUUGUUUUUAAUAUUAUUCAUUGAUUAAGGAUAAGAAUCAUUCGGGAUUCGACGAUACCCUCAUUCUAGGGAGGGUUUGAUAAUAUAAAUAUGAAAAAGGUUUCAAAUUUCAUGAAAUAUUGAUUGUUUUACAAUCAAUAUUUUACUAUUUUUUGCAUUUCUUUAAAACUUGUUCCGGCAUUGUUUUCCGAAUGAUCUACUUAUAAUAAAGCAAAAAUAAUGGUACGAAAAUGCA